UUUUAAUGAACUGUCAAUGACUAGGGAGUAGCUUUCUUCCACUCUUCUUGAUGUUACAUCCGUUAACUUUCAAAUUUGUGGGUAUACGUUGUAGAAGGAAGGUUUUCGAAAACACUCGGCUGCGUUUUAUAGUGUUUACUGGUGAAUUGCCUCGAGCAUUUGUGAUAAUUCUGAUUGAAUCAAGAUGUCGAACAAGAUGUAUUAUUCAGAUAAAUACUACGAUGAUAAAUACGAAUAUAGGCAUGUAGUACUACCAAAAGAAAUGAUUAAAUUGGUUCCAACUACUCAUCUCCUCUCGGAACAAGAGUGGAGAGCUAUUGGUGUUCAACAAAGUCAAGGAUGGGUUCAUUAUAUGAUUCAUAAGCCAGAACCUCAUAUUUUACUCUUUAAAAGGAAAAUAACAUCUCCACCACCAGAAAAUUGAUUGUACUGACAGCAUUGUAACAAUUUGUAAAUAAUACUCCAAAUCAUUGUUAAUAUUCAUAAAACAACUCAAUUAUAGCAGCUGAUCAUUCUAGUGGCUUGUAAAAUCAAUAUAAAUGCAAUGUUAAGUUGAUAAAUUUAUAUUUAAAAUUCACUGAGACAGAGUAACAAUUUUGUUCUUUCUAAAUUCUUUGUGGAAAUAAUGUAAUUCAUUGUUUUAAUUUUUCCUUUUAAUGUGUCAUUCCAAAAAAUUAACAAGAGAAUUGUGUAUAUAUGUCUAUAAAAUCCCUUAGUUCUUAAUUACAGUUUAAAUAGUACUUAUAUUUUGGAUUUACCAUGACAGCUUGGUAUUUCAUUUAAUAAGUAAAAUUUGAGUAUUCUGAUUCUUUUCUGAAAAUCAUAGUUCUGUAGCAGAUUUAGUUAUUCUGUUAAGGAUUUAUUGAGUAAAGAAAAUUGUCAUUUUGUGAUUAAAGUGCCUUAUACAAAUGUACUAACUAUUAAGGUAUAUUUUAGUAUUACAUGUUUAGAAUAAUCAUUCCUUAUGUUUAACAAGAGUGAUAUAGUGGAAAAGUGUAUCUUUAAAUGUUAAGUUUUCACCAGUUGCAUUGAUUUUAAUCUAGAAUUCCAAUAUUAAUAAUUAAGUAUCAAAUUCUGCAUUCAUUACAUAUCUUGCCAUACAAUUUUUUAUAUCAUUCAGAAUUACGUAUUGCUCUUAGUUUACAUAUAAUGUUAUCUAGAAGCUGCUCUCUAAUUAUAUGUAUUUCUUGCAACAUUUUAUCAGUAUUU
Messenger RNA from Bombus impatiens (common eastern bumble bee), 1209 nucleotides. RefSeq names its product cyclin-dependent kinases regulatory subunit (gene Cks30A). NCBI's taxonomy places the organism in Eukaryota, Metazoa, Arthropoda, Insecta, Hymenoptera, Apidae. Gene Ontology annotation, biological process: regulation of mitotic cell cycle. The record is from RefSeq and is a predicted model, not a curated record. Gene Ontology annotation, cellular component: cyclin-dependent protein kinase holoenzyme complex; SCF ubiquitin ligase complex. The coding region runs from base 185 to 424 and encodes 79 amino acids. The transcript has 3 exons. Gene Ontology annotation, molecular function: ubiquitin binding; histone binding; cyclin-dependent protein serine/threonine kinase activator activity.